CCGGAGUCGCGUUCGUGGACAACCGUGGCAUGGGCAGCAAACGCACGGCCGACGAGAUGGAGCCGACCGCGCCGACGGACGCGACUGCAGCUGGCGACGAGGCCGUCACGGCCUACGUGUCCGUGGAGCUCGUGGACUUUGCCGAGUUCCCGAUCCUCGACAAGCACGAGACGCUCGAGAUCCAAGGCCUCGAGUCCGAGACGCCGAUUUUGCGCAUUGGCGACUUUACGCUCUACGGCGUGUACGAAGAUGCGAUAGGCACCGACGUCUUCUACGACCUCCAGGCGAGUGAGAAGACGACGCUGCACGCCACGAGCAAGCGGCUCAAGUUUACAAUUGCACCCAAAGACAAGAACGCGUUCCAUAAGAAGACCAUGAAGGUUGUGUAAGAUGUUUCUCGUG
Molecule: messenger RNA, 402 nt
Organism: Saprolegnia parasitica CBS 223.65
Lineage: Eukaryota; Oomycota; Saprolegniomycetes; Saprolegniales; Saprolegniaceae
Exons: 1
Coding region: 30-389 (119 amino acids)
Source: RefSeq, a predicted model, not a curated record